CGAGAAAAAAUGUCAGGAAGAGGAAAGGGAGGGAAGGGGUUGGGGAAAGGCGGAGCAAAGAGGCACAGGAAGGUGCUGAGGGACAACAUCCAGGGCAUCACCAAGCCUGCGAUUCGGAGGCUCGCUCGAAGAGGAGGAGUGAAGCGCAUUAGUGGGCUUAUCUAUGAAGAAACCAGAGGGGUGCUCAAGAUCUUCUUGGAGAAUGUGAUUCGCGACGCGGUGACUUAUACUGAGCAUGCUAGGAGGAAGACUGUGACCGCCAUGGAUGUCGUCUAUGCUCUCAAGAGGCAGGGCCGAACCCUCUAUGGUUUCGGUGGUUAGAUUCGGAUCAAGUUUACUGUGCUUUCAUGAAUGAAUACAUUACCAGUACCAGAACCAGAUUAGAUUGUCAAUCUAUGUCUUUUCUUGCUGUUUACCACUUUCUUUUGCUCA
Messenger RNA from Rosa rugosa (rugosa rose), 432 nucleotides. Its product is annotated as histone H4. Gene Ontology annotation, cellular component: nucleosome. The record is from RefSeq and is a predicted model, not a curated record. Gene Ontology annotation, molecular function: structural constituent of chromatin; DNA binding; protein heterodimerization activity. The transcript has a single exon. Bases 10 to 321 code for a protein of 103 amino acids. Gene Ontology annotation, biological process: nucleosome assembly. Lineage: Eukaryota; Viridiplantae; Streptophyta; Magnoliopsida; Rosales; Rosaceae.